Molecule: messenger RNA, 1722 nt
Organism: Kluyveromyces marxianus DMKU3-1042
Lineage: Eukaryota; Fungi; Ascomycota; Saccharomycetes; Saccharomycetales; Saccharomycetaceae
Gene: PSP2
Product: Psp2p
Exons: 1
Coding region: 1-1722 (573 amino acids)
Source: RefSeq, a predicted model, not a curated record
AUGGCUAGUGCUUCAAAGAACAAUCAUGAUGCAGGUAAGAAGAAAAUGUCAUUGGAAGAGUUCUUUAGCGACAAUUCGCUAGGGGACUCCGUGUGGGACGAACAGGAGAUUGACUUGAACGCUAUCAAGACGUCCAUCUCGAAUACGACGAGUUUGGAUGUUCUCAAGAACUCGUCCAUUAGACUGGACGCGAAUGCGCACGGCCAUGGCCACGGCCACGGCCACGGCAUGGGCAUGGGCCACGGUCAGCACCGUGACCCAAACUUGUCUGAAAACCAACGCUUGCCCAGUGCUCCGCCCUACAUCCUCAAGUUUGCCAAUUUGCCAGCCUCGUUCUCGAACUAUGAGAUCGAAGACUUGUUCAAGGCCAAACGCGCCCAGUUCGUCAAGUUCAAGCUCUUUUGGGAGUUGAACAAGACCUUGGGCGCCAAAAAUGAACCCACCGUGUUCCAACAGCUUUUCAAGCGCGACUCCAAGGUCGCCUUUGUUGAGGUUUACUCCUACAGAGACAUGGAAAAGAUCUUGACCCAAUGGAAAACUCCGUUGCGUGAGUUGUACAACAUCCGCGUUGACAUGCCUUCCUUCGACGACUUCAAGGAGUACAUGGACAAGGACAAACUCAUUGACCCACGCGAUGACGCCUCGAAGCCCUACAGGGCCCCUGAGGGCGGUGCUUCUGCUGCUGCUAGAAGAAGAUCUUCCGGCGAAGGUUUGCCUCCACCAACUGAAAGACGCAAGUCUAACCCAUUCGGCAGCGCUAAGCCAGUGGACACGCAGACCAAGUUGCUCCAGAUAGAAAGCAAAAUCGACCAAUUGGGCAUCGAAGACACCAAAACCUUGAGACGUUUGACCAUCGGAAGCGACGAAGAGGACAACCACGAAAACGAGUCCAACCAGGAAAAGGGCGACAGGGUCAGAAAAAGCUUGCAAGUUUUGAAAAGAGAGAAAAAUAUCGACGACAACGACUCAGAAGCUAUCUCAAACCACGCUCCUUCUAUGUCCCCUCCUCCUUCGGCUUCAAAUGCAACCACUGCUGCAGCUUCAGCCUCAGCUACCCCGCCUCCUAAACUGAACUUUAUGUCCAUCAUCAAGAAGAAGGAACAAACUGAAUUGCAAGAACAAAAGAUCAAAGAAGAAGAGGCCAUUAAGGAAAACGCCGCCAGAGAAGAAAAAUUAAAGAGACAUGCACAGGCAAGAAUUGACGAAGAAGCAAGACGCCAAGCUGAAGACGAAAAUAGCGGCGACUACUCUAGUGGUGCCAAUGGUGACGACAACGGCAACGGUAACAGGGGCUCCGACUCCCAUGGAAACCACCAUCACUCCAACCAAAACUACUCCAAUAACUUCAAGUUCAAGGAUAGUGGAAACAACGACUAUAACAACAAUAACCGCCGUGGUGGCGGUAGAGGCGGUUCCCGUGGCGGUAGAGGCGGUGGUCGUGGAGGAUCUUAUAGAGGUGGUAGUGACAACGGCAACAACGGCAACAGGUUCAACUCGGACUCCGGUAAUAAUUACCAAAAGAGGUAUGAAGACAGAUCACAAUCGCAUCAACAAUACGGUCUCUUCGCACCAGCUGCUGGCUUCUUGAAAGAUCAAUCAAGAGGUGAUAGAGGUGGAAGAGGCGGUAGAGGUGGAAGAGGUGGAAGAGGUGACAGAGGUGGAAGAGGUGGAAGAGGUGAUAGAGGUGGAAGAGGUAGAGGUCGCGGUGGCUACAGUGAUUAA